Osmerus eperlanus (European smelt) is the source of this 1142-nucleotide messenger RNA. RefSeq lists its product as uncharacterized. Gene Ontology annotation, molecular function: protein binding. NCBI's taxonomy places the organism in Eukaryota, Metazoa, Chordata, Actinopteri, Osmeriformes, Osmeridae. The transcript has a single exon. The record is from RefSeq and is a predicted model, not a curated record. The coding region runs from base 16 to 954 and encodes 312 amino acids.
AAUCUCUCAUUCGCAAUGAAGGGUACUGUAUCUCUGCUGGCUUUGCUGCUGUGUCUGUCUGAGACUUGGGUUCAGGGGGAGAGUAAGGGGGUGGUGAGGGACAGUGAUGGGGGAGAUAUCGGGAAGGGAGAAGUCCAGUUGGAGAGACGGAGCAUCGAGGAGGCGAUCGACCGGAGCACAUCCAACUUGGUGACCACCGUUCCGCCUGACAUCUGGGCUGAACUGCUGCAGCUGAGAGACAUGGUGGUGGAGCAGAGAGUGGAGCUGAGGAUCUUGGACUCCGGACUGAAGGAGACCGAGAGCCAGGUGGACAAACACAAGAUAGAGCUGGUCCUCACCAGGAACGACGUGGAAGAGCUUGAGAUGACCAACGCUGUUUUGGACUCCAGACUGAAAUCCAGUGAGAACCAGGUAGCAAAGCUAACGAGACAGAAUGCUGAUCAAGUCUUGGACCUCUUCAACAUGAAGGCUGAACUUCAGCUCCACCAGAACAAGCUGGCCCACUUGGAGAGAGAGAAUGCGGACCAAGCCUUGGAGCUCUUAGACCUGAGGUACGGACUGGAAACCAGUGAGGGUGAUAUUCAGUUCCACAACAACAGUAUCAACAACUUGAAGAAGGAGAACGGUGUCCAGGACAAUGAACUACAUGGUCUGACAGUCAACCAGAACACCAUGAAGAGCCAAUUGGAGGAACUGCAGAGAGAUAACACCAAGGUCGCCUUCCAUGCUGCUUUGACAAAUUCUGGAGACGUUGGACCCUACUCCGAAGAUAGAAUCCUGAAGUUCAGCAAAGUUCUCACCAAUGUUGGCAACCGCUACAGCCCUGUGACAGGGUACUUUGAGGCGCCAGUGAGAGGAGUCUACUACGUCAGAUUUACAGUGUGUGGCCCAAACUUUAAGGACAAUAUGGGUGUGAAACUGCAUAAGGAUGAUGUUGUGAUCCUUUGGAAUUAAAAGAAUAAGGCUAAUGAUAAUUGGGAGUACAUAUCCAAUGCUGUUGCUCUGGAGCUGAAUGAAGGGGACCUGUUGUACCUGGAAAUCCCUGCAGAUAAAAAGCUUUAUGAUAAUUCGAACAACCAGAGCACCUUUACUGGCUUCUUGCUGUUCCCCUUGUGAGCAAAUAAGGAGAAUGUGGUAUUCUA